GUAGCGCCCAAAGUACGCAGUUGCAUACUAUUGCUCGUCCAGUGUGCAAGUAUACCUUCCCGCUUUAAUCGCUAUGCAAGCAUACCUCGCAGAAAAAUAUAUGUCUGGCCCCAAGGCAGACGCCAUUCUCUCACGUACUGCUCCGAAGAAGAAGAAACGCAAAGUCGAAGCAUCCUCGAAAUCCAUGUUAGUAGAUGAAGAUAUAGCAGGCUGGGGUGAGAUGAGAAAAGACGACGAGGAGGAUACGACGGAUGCUGUAGUGGCAUCAGACAGGUCUUUCAAGAAGCGCAGAGCCGCCCCCAAAGAAGAAGGAUCCGGAUGGGCAACGGUGCGCGAGCCAACACCACCAAUUCCCGCGGAUGAGCAGCCUUUGGUGGUUGAUGAAUCAAAGCAAUUUGUGGGUGGUCUUCUCACCUCAGAUCAGCUUCGGAAAGCACUUCCGCAAACCAAAGCGAAAACUGCAGCGCUGACUCGGGAGGAAGAAGAGGCUGCGCAAGAAACUGUGUACCGAGAUGCAUCUGGAAGAAAAAUAGAUACUAAAGCUGAGCGUGCAGAAGCUGCUCGGAAGAAGAGGGAACGAGAAGAGAAGGAGGCUCAAAAAAUGGAAUGGGGGAAGGGAUUGGUGCAGAAGGACGAGGAGGAGAAACGGAAGCUUGACCUUGAGAAAGCUCGGUCGCAACCAUUUGCUCGACGUGCGGAUGACCAGGAGCUAAACGAGGAGCUGAAAGCACGGGAUCGUUGGAAUGACCCAGCAGCAGCUUUUUUGACGAGUAAAUCAUCCAAGGGACCUCGUAAACCGCAAUACUCAGGGCCUCCACCCCCACCAAAUCGGUUUGGAAUUCGACCUGGAUACAGAUGGGAUGGUGUUGAUCGUGGAAAUGGUUUCGAGAAGAAGCUGUUUCAGCACCAAAACGAGAAGAAACGCAAGACUUUGGCGAGCUAUGAAUGGAGUGUGGACGACAUGUAAUAUGUGUUAUUACAUGCAUCAUGCUAUUUCGGACCAUAGGAGGUAUCCAGUGCGGGAUCAAACUCAAAACUAAACGAGGGUACGCAGGGUGUUAUUGACAGGAUUAGGUCUUAUAUCCGUCCGGUUGUGGAAUCACGUCCAGCAUGGUUAAAGUUCACACCACGCAUGUUAUCAUGGUUGACGGUAAAAUCGAGGAUGACUCUACUAGCCUUCGGUCGCUUGGCACUCCUCUUGCUCCCAAUGUUCAUAUUCACAGACUCUUGUCUUCGUCACCUCCGUCCACGCAGAGACAGAAUUCAAGCAAGAUCGCUUAUUAUCCGAAAAUCGUGUCAAAUCUCAUGUCAUGUUCUAAUGAAUACAGCGGACAUACAAACAGCUAUGCGACUUAUAUACAAUGCAUACGGUCAACGCUAACUAGCCAGAUUAUUUUACAACAUAUAGUGAGCAUGAUCCAUAAAAUAGUAUCUUCACAUCGUAGUCGGAAAUUAAGACGUAUCGGCACGUCGUGGUUCAACGCGCACUGAACGCAUGUUUGGAUAGGU
Serpula lacrymans var. lacrymans S7.9 is the source of this 1509-nucleotide messenger RNA. RefSeq lists its product as uncharacterized. The record is from RefSeq and is a predicted model, not a curated record. NCBI's taxonomy places the organism in Eukaryota, Fungi, Basidiomycota, Agaricomycetes, Boletales, Serpulaceae. Gene Ontology annotation, biological process: mRNA splicing, via spliceosome. Gene Ontology annotation, cellular component: U2-type spliceosomal complex; RES complex. The transcript has 3 exons. Gene Ontology annotation, molecular function: RNA binding. Bases 74 to 967 code for a protein of 297 amino acids.